Molecule: messenger RNA, 558 nt
Organism: Knipowitschia caucasica
Lineage: Eukaryota; Metazoa; Chordata; Actinopteri; Gobiiformes; Gobiidae
Source: the annotation of a GenBank genome assembly
AUGAAGCUGUUUUUCAGGAUCGCGGGUGUAUUAUUGCUGCUGACGGGAACGAUUGCAGACUUCGACCUCUCCGAUGCUCUGGAUGACGAUAAUCCCAAAGCCACAGAACCUCCUGCUCCUCCCAAGACAAACGAUGAUUUUGGGCUGGACCUGUCUGACGCACUCGGAGGUGAUGAUCCGGUGCCUCCCAAACCUCCAGUGGUCAACAAGCCCAGUGGAGGAGGCAGUGGAGGAACUAUAAAAGACUCAGACUUGUUCGACAUUGGGGGCUACGAACCAGAGGGAGGAAAGUACGACGGGAAUGGAGGCGGAGCCGGGGAUUCUGGGUACAACUCCAACAGUGGAGGAGAUCAGCCGGUUCAAGAAGCCGGCUCUGGACAGAUCGCAGGUAUCGUGAGUGCAGUGGGUGUGGCUCUGCUCGGGGCGGCCUCCAGUUACUUUGCCUAUCAGAAGAAGAAACUGUGCUUCAAGAUACAAGGAGGUCAAGACCCGGAAAGUGGGAACCGACACGUGACGCAGUCUGAGCCUCAAGUGAUGAGUAACCUGAUCCAGUCCUGA